AUAUUACUUUCUUUUAGUCGAACCACUUUCUCUGUUCCCACUUUGCUCUUCAUUUUGAAGCAUAUUCCGGCCGCCGGAGAUCCUUCCUUCUCCGAUCAACCGUUCAGCAAGGAUCACUUCAGUUGGAAUUAGUUGCUAGCAGCAUUUACAAUGUCAGGCAGGAAGGAAACAGUUUUGGAUUUAGCCAAGUUUGUUGACAAGGGUGUCCAGGUCAAGCUCACUGGGGGAAGACAAGUGGCGGGGACACUUAAAGGAUAUGAUCAGUUGCUAAACCUUGUCUUGGAUGAAGCUAUGGAGUUCCUUAGAGAUGUCGAUGAUCCAUUGAAGACCACCGAUCAAUGUCGUCGUCUUGGCUUAAUAGUUUGUAGGGGGACUGCGGUCAUGCUUGUUUCACCCACUGAUGGUACAGAGGAGAUUGCGAAUCCGUUUAUCCAGCCAGAUGGAGCUUAAUUCUACGGUUAAGCCCUUAAUUUCUAGCCUCUGUUAGCAAGUAAAAACAAACCGUUGCAUGUCUCGAGUCAUACAGUUAAAUUCAGUGUGUGAAAUUUGAAACUAUUACGAUCUCUAUUAAGCUUUUGGACAUUUAAUCUUUUCUGUAUUCUGCAUUCUAUUUGCAAAAAAAAAUGUCUUUUUUCUUAA
Messenger RNA from Helianthus annuus (common sunflower), 639 nucleotides. RefSeq names its product sm-like protein LSM7. The record is from RefSeq and is a predicted model, not a curated record. Lineage: Eukaryota; Viridiplantae; Streptophyta; Magnoliopsida; Asterales; Asteraceae. Gene Ontology annotation, molecular function: RNA binding. The coding region runs from base 151 to 450 and encodes 99 amino acids. Gene Ontology annotation, cellular component: spliceosomal tri-snRNP complex; catalytic step 2 spliceosome; U2-type prespliceosome. Gene Ontology annotation, biological process: nuclear-transcribed mRNA catabolic process; mRNA splicing, via spliceosome. The transcript has 6 exons.